GGGCCCCGGGUCUCCCCAGCUGUCCUUUUCCACCAGGGCUGUGACCCCCAGGCAGCAGUGCUCAGCGAGCCCCUAUCAUCUCUAAGAAUAAACUCUGAAGCUGCAGGCUGUGCGGACCUGAAUCAUCGGGAAGCCCAUCGAGGAGGGGAGUGGCUUUCCGGGACAGGCAAGUGGACUAUAUAAGCCCCAGAGGGCUGGCGCUGCCCCGAUCUCUUCCACCGGCUUCUGCCUGCCAGAGGGGAGCCUUUGCAGCAGCUCUCGCACAACGCCCACCAUGUCCCAGGCUGGUGCUCAGGAGGCCCCCAUCAAGAAGAAGCGCCCCCCCGUGAAGGAGGAAGAUCUGAAGGGGGCCCGUGGGAACCUGGCCAAGAACCAGGAAAUCAAGUCCAAGACCUACCAGGUCAUGCGGGAGUGUGAACUAGCUGGUUCCACCGCCCCGUCGGUGUUCAGCGGCACCCGGACCGGCACCGAGACCGUCUUUGAGAAGCCCAAAGCUGGACCUGCCAAGAGUGUCUUUGGCUAAGAAGUACACACCAUUCCUCUCGCCACUGCCAACUCCUAGAUGCAGGAGCCUUUCCCAAAAACUUUUUUUAUGCCAGAAUGCACCUUCUCACCUGCUGCCUCUGGGACUGCCGCCUGUCCCUCAGAGCCCUGGUCCCUCAGCCCAGGGAGUCUGCACCGGCACCUGGGGAACAAUAAAGAGGAUGCCCAAGUGA
Messenger RNA from Acinonyx jubatus (cheetah), 716 nucleotides. It is a transcript of the gene MUSTN1, whose product is annotated as musculoskeletal, embryonic nuclear protein 1. The record is from RefSeq and is a predicted model, not a curated record. Lineage: Eukaryota; Metazoa; Chordata; Mammalia; Carnivora; Felidae. Gene Ontology annotation, biological process: chondrocyte proliferation; chondrocyte differentiation; tissue regeneration. Bases 275 to 523 code for a protein of 82 amino acids. Gene Ontology annotation, cellular component: nucleus. The transcript has 3 exons.